This is a messenger RNA of Scatophagus argus, 3674 nucleotides long. Its product is annotated as alpha-1,6-mannosylglycoprotein 6-beta-N-acetylglucosaminyltransferase B-like. The record is from RefSeq and is a predicted model, not a curated record. NCBI's taxonomy places the organism in Eukaryota, Metazoa, Chordata, Actinopteri, Scatophagidae. Gene Ontology annotation, cellular component: Golgi apparatus. The transcript has 18 exons. Bases 470 to 2887 code for a protein of 805 amino acids. Gene Ontology annotation, molecular function: alpha-1,6-mannosylglycoprotein 6-beta-N-acetylglucosaminyltransferase activity. Gene Ontology annotation, biological process: protein N-linked glycosylation.
CGAGUAAGAAGAAAGACCGCUGAGUUGCCACACUCGCGCUGGCUUCGCUGUGAAGUUAAGACCUCUCACGUAGUUCUCUCCCCUCUCCGUGAGAAAACCUUAUUUUCAAAUGGCACACACUUUUACAGAUAACAAAGCUGUUUUUGUCAACACCGGACACCGGACAUGACUCCAGCGGUCGACUCCGUCUGCAGCGACUUCACCUCACAGUCAAAGUGCGGGUCUGACGACGGAAUAACGCUUUAAAUGACGUUUUCAGACACGGGAAAGGAGACUUGCUGAAUGAAACUUUGUCCCAUUUCUCACAGAGGGAGAACAGAGGCGUCUAUGGGUGUCUCGUCCAUUUGAAAUAACCGAGCUGACUGCCGCUGUGGACCGCUGCUGGAUGGGACUCAGAUAAAAUGUUUGGUCACCUCAAGUUCCAGGUCGUGAGGUUGGCAGCAAUGUUAGGGGUCGCUCGUUUUGGAAAAUGAUUACUGGCAACACCGACGUUAAAAUAAUGGUCAGAAGAUGUCUAGUAACGUUCAAACCGUUCAGGAUAUUCGUGGUGGGAAUAGGCUUCUUCAGCCUGUGCUUUCUAAUGACCUCUCUGGGGGGGCAGUUCUCAGCCAAGAGACUGGGGGACUCCCCCUUCACCGUCCGCACAGAAGUGCUGGGAGGCGUCGAGUCACGUGGUGUGCUGAGGAAGAUCAGUGACAUGCUGGAAGUGAUUCUGAAGAGAAUGGACAGCCUGUCCAAACUCGACAACACCUCCACCACUGACGCACGGCGCCUGGAUGAGCUCAGCUCUGCUAUCAACAGGUUUCAACCAGCUGGCCUGGUAGAGAGGAUCCAAGCUAUAGCCCAGAAUGUCUCCAACAUGGCCAUCAGGGUGGAGCAGAUUCUUCAAAACAGUAUGGUGCAAGGAAGAGCAGUGAGAGAUGGGACGUCGAACCAGUGUGAAGUACCAAGAGACCCCCGCUUUCCAGAGUGUCCAGGAAAAGUAGAUUGGAUGCGUGCACGUUGGACGUCGGACCCUUGUUAUGCCUUCUACGGUGUUGACGGUUCAGACUGCUCCUUCCUCGUCUACCUGAGUGAGGUGGAGUGGUUCUGCCCCCCACUGGCCUGGAGGAACCACAGUAGUCCCCCGACCCAGCAUGCACAGCAAGCAAAGACCCCUAAGAGACAGGCUGCCUUCCGCACAGACCUCUCUGUGCUGCUGGACCAGGUUGGGACCGGAAAAGAGUCCCUCAGCUUCAUGAAGCGCCGAAUCCGCCGCCUUGCACAGCAGUGGGCAACAGCCGCCAACCGCCUGGAUGCCAAGCUGGAGCAACGCUGGAGGGACCAGAAGAAGAUCCUGGUCCAUGUGGGCUUCCUGACAGAGGAGUCUGGAGAUGUUUUCAGCCCCAAAGUUCUGAAGGGGGGUCCUCUAGGAGAGAUGGUCCAGUGGGCUGACAUCCUCACUGCCCUCCAUGUUCUGGGACAUAACCUCAAGAUCUCAAUGUCUGUCAAGGAGCUGCAGGGGUUUCUCGGUGUACCUCCAGGCAGAGGCAGUUGCCCACUGACUGGCCCGCUGCCCUUUGACCUCAUCUAUACCGACUACCACGGCCUGCAGCAGAUGAAGCAACACAUGGGGCUCUCCCUCAAGAAACACAAAUGUCACAUCCGAGUGAUUGACACUUUUGGGACAGAGCCAGCUUACAAUCACGAGGAGUAUGCAACUCUGCACGGCUACCGGACAAACUGGGGCUACUGGAACCUCAACGCCCGACAGUACAUGACCAUGUUCCCUCACACACCAGACAACUCAUUCAUGGGCUUCGUUUCGGAGGAGCUGAAUGAGACGGAGAAGAGGAGUAUCCAGCAGAACAAAGUCAACAACAUGGCCGUGGUGUACGGCAAGGAGGCCAGCAUGUGGAAGCUUCAGCAGGGUAAGGAAGGUUUCCUGCAGAUUCUCCACAGGUACAUGGAGGUCCACGGCACAGUGUAUUAUGAGACCCAGAGACCGCCAGAGGUCCCGGCCUUCGUGAAGAACCACGGCCUGCUGCCUCAGCAUGAGCUGCAGCAACUGCUGCGCAAGGCCAAGCUGUUCAUUGGAUUUGGUUUCCCUUACGAAGGCCCAGCACCUCUGGAGGCGAUAGCCAAUGGCUGCAUCUUCCUGCAGCCUAAGUUUCAUCCACCUCACAGCUCCCUCAAUCACGAGUUCUUCAGAGGCAAGCCCACUUCCAGAGAAGUGUCCUCUCAGCACCCGUAUGCCGAACAGUACAUCGGCAGACCUCAUGUCAUGACAGUGGACUACAACAACUCCCUGGAGUUUGACUCUGCCAUCAGGGAAAUCAUGAGGACCAAGGUUGAGCCGUAUCUGCCUUAUGAGUACACCUGCGAGGGGAUGCUGGAGAGAGUCCAUUCCUACAUACAGCAUCAGGACUUCUGCGCCCCAGAGGCUUCCUUCAUUCCCGCCAACCUCUCCAGACUGGGGUCUUCUGGUGGCAGCAGGAUUACAGGACCUCUGUUUGUGCCCCUGCCCAAUUCCACAGCUCUUGGCUGGGCAUCCAAUAUGACAGCUCCCCCCGUCUGGCCUCCUCUCAGCUCCCUCAGGCUGAUGGUAUCUCAAGAAGGCCAGUCCUGUGUGGAGGCAUGCCAUUCAGCUGCUUUCAUCUGUGAGCCUGCUCACUUCCGCUUCAUCAACAACAAGGAGGCUCUGCACGGGUUGGAGGUGCAGUGUGAUGUGGUAGACUCUGAGAUGAACCACAUCCUUCCAGCCUUCUCUGUGGUGCGGCGAGAGUGCGGCCUCCAGCGGGAACCCCUCCUCUUCAGCUGUGCAGGACAUUCCCCCAAAUACAGGCGUCUUUGCCCCUGCAGGGACUUCCGCCGCGGCCAGGUGGCGCUGUGCAGAGACUGUCUAUAAUGACGGGAAACGUGAAGGACGGAUGCAAAAGAAAUAGACACAGAUUGGCUGGGUCAACAGCUCACCCAAAAGCCUGAACAGAAACGACUGUGGCAAAUUACCUGGUGGUACAGAGAAGCAGUUUCUACCCCAGAGAACAGUAAAUGUAGGACGAUGAGGAACAUGCAUGGAUUUGAAGAGCUGAAAGUAAGCCCGAAUGGUCUGCUUGACUGUAGUUGUUAUAGCAGCUGUUGUACUGUAACUUGCUGGAAAUAAAAAGCAGUACGUUUUCCUGGAACUGGGCUGCAAUGAUUGCUGGUGUCAUUGCAGUCAUGGAGCAAAGACCUUUGUUACCAACAAACUUUCACGUUAACCCUUUGACUACAGAAUUAUCAUUUCCGCAAGAUCUUGGCCUGUGAUCUGACACACAGCUUCUGACUUUUGAAACUGUCUUACCAAAAAUAAGGGUUUAAGUUGGAAAAUAUACACAUGAAGAAGCAUGUGACUGCAGAGAAACUCGGUAUUGAGACUUCAGUCUACCUUCAAAGAUGAUGGACAACCAGGUUAUCUCCUUUGCUUUUUUCCCCCUUCUCCAAUGAUGGGCAGAGUCAUUUAUCAGACUGAACCCGAAGUCUGAGGCAACAUCGGUCAAUGCAAUCAUCUCUGUUCACAAAAAGAAAGAAGAGUACAGAGGACAAAGAUAAAGGGUACAAGAUUAUUUUUCAAUAAAUAAGCCUUUAGAGCUCUAAACUGAUUUUUAAAGAGUCCUCCAGGCUUAGUGAUGGAAAAAAUAAAAUAAAAAAAUGAG